Molecule: messenger RNA, 793 nt
Organism: Brassica oleracea var. oleracea
Lineage: Eukaryota; Viridiplantae; Streptophyta; Magnoliopsida; Brassicales; Brassicaceae
Product: transcription repressor MYB5-like
Exons: 2
Coding region: 38-793 (251 amino acids)
Source: RefSeq, a predicted model, not a curated record
CCAAACCCUAGAGAGAACUCUGUUGAAGACGGCGAACAUGACGUCAUCUGGAGGAAAGAAGCAGGUCGUGAAGAAGAUGAUCCCGUGCUGCAUGAAGAUGGGGAUGAAGAGAGGACCAUGGACGGCGGAGGAGGAUGAGAUUCUUGUUAGCUUCAUCAAGAAAGAAGGCGAAGGAAGGUGGAGAUCGCUUCCCAAGAGAGCUGGUUUACACCGAUGUGGAAAGAGCUGCCGCCUACGGUGGAUGAACUAUCUCCGGCCGUCUGUAAAACGCGGCGGUAUCACUCCCGACGAGGAAGAUCUCAUCCUCCGCCUUCAUCGCCUCCUUGGCAACCGGUGGUCACUGAUCGCGGGAAGGAUACCGGGAAGGACUGAUAAUGAGAUUAAGAACUAUUGGAACACUCAUCUUCGUAAGAAACUCUUAAGUGAAGGCAUUGAUCCUCAAACCCACAAGCCUCUUGAUGCAAAAAAUGCUCAUCAUAAACCCGGAGAAGAAGUUUCCGGUGGACAGAAUCUUCUAGAGCCUAAUUCUAGUUCUCACACUGAUGACACCACCGUUAAUAGCGGAAAUGAAGCUAGCAAGAUCACUUUCAGUGUCUUUGGUGGUGAAGACAACGAAGACUUUGGUUUCUGUUACGAUGAUAAGUUUUCUUCGUUUCUAAAUGCGCUUAUCAAUGAUGAUCCUUCUGAUAGUAAUAUUCCAUUGUCCCAGCCGUUACGGACGCAAGAUUGUACUGGUGCGAUUGCUGGAACGUCGUCUAGCUUAGAACAUGGCCAGAAAUUAGAAGAUAUAUGA